AUUCAUCAGGCCGUUUCCUGAAGCCAUUUCUAGACGGGAGGAACGAGAGUUGCGCUACUUUUAAAUCCGUCGCAUCUGCCUAAAUGCACGUUCUUCAGGAAAAAUCAUUUUUAAAAAUCGAUCCUUCAGACAUUCACCUUCACUUCGGUGUGAUUAUUUUUGUCUCUCUCGCGACUGAUUAGCAGCCUUACGGGCUUUAAAGUUAAGAGACAAGAAAAGGGGUUACCCCGAAUACGCAAGAUGAGAAGAGGGAUCUCCUCGGCUCCGGACAAAGUGAUUUUAACAGGGGUUGGGGGCUCCUCUCUGGACAAUAAUCUCAUUUUAACAGCUCUCUCGGACCGUUUAAACCCCGGUCAAUCUAAUACCACGUAUAUUCAAAUAAUAACCACCCCACCGCCUUGUAAUGUUACACAGACAUCCAAUGUGUGUUUAUCCGAGCCUCAGGUUAACAGCAUUUAUACAACUCCACAACAAGCUGCUGCAAACGGAACCGGACAGCGACCCUCUCUGGGAAGACCACCGGCAAAAAGGCGGUUGGCGCUUGACGAUUCAGAUCACCAGUACCAGUCAGAACCAGCCAAAACACCAAGAGGUAGAGGAGGAGCUGCAGCAGCAAAUGGGACACGGCUAAAGACGCCCAGGACUCCCAAGUCUCCGCCUGAGAAGACACGAUACGACACCUCGUUGGGUCUGCUCACAAAGAAGUUUGUGGAUCUCCUCGCUCAGUCUUCUGAUGGUGUUCUGGACCUCAACCUUGCUGCUGAAACCUUACAGGUUCAAAAAAGACGACUUUAUGAUAUCACCAAUGUAUUAGAGGGUAUUCAUCUCAUCAAAAAGAAGUCCAAGAAUAACAUUCAGUGGAUGGGCUGCAGUCUGUUGGAAGUAGAGGGGGCUCUAAGCCAAAGGCAGAACCUGACAGCUGAGGUUUCUGCGCUGGGUGAAGAGGAGCAAAGGCUUGAGCAGCUCAUCCAGAGAUGCAGCCUGGAUAUAAGACACAUGAGCGAGUUACCAGGCAACCAGAAAUAUGCUUAUAUAACGUACCAAGACAUCAAACAGCUGAGGAGCCUGAGAGACCAGACUGUUAUCGUCGUCAAAGCGCCAACAGACACCAAGCUGGAAGUACCGGACCCUGAUGAGAGUCUGUCCAUCCACCUCACCAGCACCAAGGGUCCCAUUGAAGUGCUCUUGUGCCCAGAUGAGGAAAAUGAAAUAAGUCCUGUAAAAAAUGGCAGCACAGACAUAAAUGGAAACUCACCUUUCCUAAAAGUUGUCCAAGAUUCACAUUGCACGACCACAUCUCCCAGCAACUUCCUGUCUCCACCCACAUCCUCCUCAGCCGUCUCCGUGACAACGUUGUCCCCCAUCUCGUCCCCAUACACCAGUCUCCUCCAGCAGACAGAAGACCAGGUCCAUUCAUCCCAAGGUCCCUUCUUAAACCUGGUGCCUCCCAUCCUGGAAGAUGACUACCUUUUGGGUUUAGAAGACGACCAGGGAAUCAGUGACUUGUUCGACGCCUGUGACUUUGAUAAAAUGCCCUCGCUUGGCCUGGAUGAUCUCCUGUGCAGCUAGCAUUGGCUGAAAGACGGAGAUGGAAACGCAGAGCUUUGAUAGUGUCUUUCAUCCCCCUCCCCCCCUCGGAUAUUUUUUAACACAGGUGGAAGAAACUGUAGGUAAAGGGAAUCGGCUCUCUUCACAAAGCCUUUGUACAGAAAGGCAAUUUGAAGGAAAAAAACGCCACAAAACUUGGCAUUAGCAUCACUGUCCUGGUUGACUGUUGAGUUUAACAUGGCGGCAUGAUCACAAAAGUCCAAAUGCAGAAAAGGGGAACCAUGCAAGUAGAUUUUUCUUUCAUUUCAUAGUUUCAGGUUUAUUUUUUACAAUUUGGUGCGCAGUACGAAACCCCUUAUGUGUUUAAUGCCAAGUGUUGUGGGUGAGAGAGUAAAGAAUUUUAAAAAUAGAUUUCAUUUUAUU
Messenger RNA from Cyprinodon variegatus (sheepshead minnow), 1971 nucleotides. RefSeq names its product E2F transcription factor 3 (gene e2f3). The coding region runs from base 241 to 1569 and encodes 442 amino acids. Gene Ontology annotation, molecular function: protein dimerization activity; RNA polymerase II cis-regulatory region sequence-specific DNA binding; DNA-binding transcription factor activity, RNA polymerase II-specific. Gene Ontology annotation, biological process: regulation of transcription by RNA polymerase II. Gene Ontology annotation, cellular component: RNA polymerase II transcription regulator complex. NCBI's taxonomy places the organism in Eukaryota, Metazoa, Chordata, Actinopteri, Cyprinodontiformes, Cyprinodontidae. The record is from RefSeq and is a predicted model, not a curated record. The transcript has 8 exons.